Messenger RNA from Mya arenaria, 2787 nucleotides. Its product is annotated as E3 ubiquitin-protein ligase TRIM33-like. Gene Ontology annotation, molecular function: zinc ion binding; ubiquitin-protein transferase activity. Gene Ontology annotation, cellular component: nucleoplasm; chromatin. The coding region runs from base 158 to 2128 and encodes 656 amino acids. Gene Ontology annotation, biological process: positive regulation of DNA-templated transcription. The transcript is spliced from 4 exons. The record is from RefSeq and is a predicted model, not a curated record. Lineage: Eukaryota; Metazoa; Mollusca; Bivalvia; Myida; Myidae.
UUUAUGAAGUCACAUGAAAUUCGUUGACACUUUCUCUCCAAACACCGAAUAUCAAAAUCAUUGGCGACAACCACAUAAUAAAGUAAUGAGUUGUGUACUUAAGAUAUUCGGGUAACUAUCGAAAGGACUAGCUUUCAACAGUCAACAAAAACUCAAGAUGGAUGCAGUCUUAGGGAAAAAGGCACCCGAGGGAACAGGAUCGGUCACUGACCACACCUACUGCCAGCCAUGUGCGAACGAUAGCAAGAACAUCCCACCUGAUGCCUUCUGUACCGUCUGCAAGGAGUUCCUGUGUUCCAACUGUGCCCGAGUACACAAGAACAUGAAGUUUACCAAAAUGCACCCUCUCCAGGACAAGAGCACCAUGCCUUCUUCACUCCAACCAGAGAGUGAGAAUAAGCAUUUUACGGAAACAUGUCAACGCCAUGCCGAAGAGUUCAUAAAAUACUAUUGUCCCAAUCACGAGACACUUCUGUGUGGAGAAUGCUUGGCUGAGAAAGAACACAGCUCAUGCACUAUUGAAAAGAUUUCUCAAGUGGCAAAGCGGUACAAAGAAGGUGCAGAAUACAACAGCCUGAAAACAGGACUUGUCCAGACGGCCACUGACAUAGGCAAACUGUCACACGACAUACAGGCGAUCAUGAAAUCAGUUGACGAAGAAAGCCUUACCAAUAUCAAUGAGCUUCGCAAAAUUAGGACUGAAAUUAACCAGUACCUUGAUAAAAUGGAAAACGAACUUUUGGCAGAAAUUGAUCAGAAGAAACGAACAUCCAAGACACUGCUAAAUGAACUGAAAUCAAAAUGCACAAACAUGAAAUCAUCCAUUGAGAAACUAAAGUCGGAGCUACAAGCCCAGGACGACAAUAGCAACCAGCUAUUAAUAGUAGGAAAACGAGCUAUAAAAGAGCUGGCAGGUCUCCAGGCAGCCCUGGAAGAUGUGAGCAGGAGGAAUGAAGUUCCCCGAUACAAGUUUCACAGGGACCCCGAAACUGAGAAGUUAAUAGCUUCCGAAAAACCAAUAGGACGGUUGGAAAAGGACGAAUCAACGUCGGCGUUAGGGCAGCAACACCGACAACAGCAAACGAAGCAGGAACAACGGCAACAGGAGACGAUGCAACAACACCAAAAACAGAUGAAAGCUGUAUCCCAAAAAGGCGAAUCAACUGCUGCUGCAGGGCAGCAAGAACAACAACAACAGAAUGAGCAACAACCACGGCAACUCGAGACUAUGCAGCAGCAACAAAAACAUAUGCAAGGGGUAUCAUCAAAAGCACACUUCAAAGGCAGUGCAGACCUUAGCCGGGCAAAGUUCAUCAGACAGUCUGACAUUUCAGUGAAUACAUUAGAUGAAACCUAUGACUGCUACCUGACCAGUGUGUUGCUCCUGACCGGGGACAGGCUCCUACUGGUAGAUCGCAAUACUUACUCAUUGAAGCUGGUGGUCACCGAAAACAACAAGCUGUCGUCUAGGGUGAAACUUCCAGGUAAACCGUGGGACCUGUGUCUCCUGCCCGGAGACAGGGCAGCCGUCACUCUGCAAGGGAUUGGGAAGAUACAGUUCGUUUCUACUCAGGAAAAUGUCACACUACAGGAAGUUGUUAAAGUAGGUGGAAAGUGUCAUGGAAUAGAUUUCUGUGAUGACAACCUGAUAGUGUCCUCUACCAACCCAGCCAAGGUUGUGUUGAUGAACAUGAAGGGAAAGCUGAAGAAGAGUGUGGACAAAGACAGCUGUGGAAAACCUUUGUUUAAGUAUCCUGGUUAUCUGACAGUGACCAGAGAGAGCCGAACUCCCGUCAUAUAUGUCACAGACUGGGGCACCAACACCAUAACCAAGCUGAGCAUAUCACUAGAGGUGCUCCAGACGUACCAAGAUCCGAUACUGAGAUCACCACAUGGUCUGGCAGCCAUUGGGGACAACCAUCUGCUCGUGUGUGGGAGGGACAGUGACGACAUUCUGUUACUGGAUACACUCACCAGCAAAGUAACCCCACUGCUGGGGAAGGAAAAGGGGAUAGAGAGUCCAUGCAGUGUGGCUUACUGUUCACUGAAGAAGAUGAUGUUUGUCACCUGCAAUCAGCGUCGCAGACCUGGAUUGAAGAAUUUCGUGAAAGUAUUCAACUUAGUUUAGAUCAAGUCUGUCAAUUUAUAUGAAUGAAGUCUGUGUCAGGUGUGAAGUAAUUGUAAUGUUUAAGAAUGAUUUUAAUGUAUAAUAUUAUACUGACAAUGCGCAUAUACAAUGCUUAAUUGCACAUAUCGCGCAAUUCAAUUACUGUGAGAGUAUUUGACGGAAACUUUUAAAUUAUUUUGAAUUCUAACAGUUUUCAUUAGUGACAAGUCGUGUAGUAAUGUGUUAUAAGAAAAUAAUAUACGAGUAUGGGAAUGUGUAUUUUUAAUUGAAAUGAUAGUAGGUGAUUGUGUAUGAAAUAUACUAACAAGUUGGUUUCUUGCUUGAACAUGUUUAAUCAAAAAGGUAAUUGUGUAAUAGAAUGAUUCAGAAUAUAGACUAUAGAGUUAUAGACACGGUGUGUCAUUUUUCCAUGCAGUUUGUAUUUAGUAAAUAUGUUGUUUAUAAUGUGUUUAUAUUGAAAUUAAACAUACAAGUACGUGUCCUUAUACAUGUAUAGUGAAUGAAUAAUUCUACGGAAGUGUGAAUUGUUUCCAAAAAGAUGGAUUGAAUUGUUUGAACAGAUAUUGACCAUAGUUAAAUAGUUUCCUUAUAUUUCAAUUGAUUAAUAAAACAGACAUUGACCAAUGUGCAACUUAUUUUCUUAUAUACUUAUUGAAUAA